This is a messenger RNA of Entrophospora candida, 461 nucleotides long. The record is from the annotation of a GenBank genome assembly. Lineage: Eukaryota; Fungi; Glomeromycota; Glomeromycetes; Entrophosporales; Entrophosporaceae.
AGUGUUUUAUGGAUCCAAAAAUUGUAAACACAGAAGAAAUACCAGAUCCUAAACCAGAUGUAUAUACUAUGCCUGCCAAUAAUUAUGAUCUUGAAUUCCCAUUUUCACCUUAUUUUAUGAAGAGAAUUAAUUCAUUUAAACAGUUAUUUGAAGAUGAAAUAAAUCAGCAUAAGGAAAAUGAGGAAAAUAUUGAUGAACAAACUGGUGAACUUUAUCAACAUUUCUUUAAUGAUUAUACAAAAAAAUUUUCAACUGCUGUUAUAAAUUCUAUACCAUCAUUCAAAAAAUCACCAUUAAAUUUAUUUCCAGACCUGUACUUUAAUGAUUUUUCUGCAGUAGCUUCAUCUGCUGGUAACAGAAAUCCAAAAGUCUUGUCAUUCUUACUUCAAAGAUUUAUAGGAAAAGAAAAUGUUUUAGAUCCAGUAUUCUUACAUGCAUAUUGGUGGAGAAAUUCAAAUACU